AUGAAUCUCUUGAGGAGUAUAUUAUUUUCGUAUACUUUAGCUGUUAUUGUUUAUGGUGUAUGGGGAAUUUAUGUUGUUAAAGAUGAGUGCCCCAAAAAUGAAGAGUAUUUACUCUGCGGUUCAGCCUGUCCCUUCAACUGCACGGACCCCAAGGGCCCUGUGUCGUGUUUCGACGACUGUGUCGAGGGCUGCUUCUGCAAGGCUGGCUACUUGAGACAUGGAAAUGGAACCUGUGUUAAUGCUGAUGAGUGUAUCAAUGAGCAAUGUUUCAAUCAGAACGAAGUAUAUGACAUCUGCACGGCUGCAUGCGAGCCAACCUGCGAUGAUCCAGAGCCAAUCUGCUCUAAAGUCUGCGCCGCGGGUUGCGUGUGCGCACCCGGCCUGUUUAGGGACGGGAAUGGGACCUGCAUCAGUGUCGAUAAGUGUCCCAUCACUAAUGGCACUAGUGCUGGUCCGUUGGGGAAAUAUAUCGAUGCUAUUGGCAGGAUACUUCAUUUGUCUGUUGUUUGA
This is a messenger RNA of Zerene cesonia (dogface butterfly), 510 nucleotides long. Its product is annotated as serine protease inhibitor swm-1-like. The transcript is spliced from 3 exons. Lineage: Eukaryota; Metazoa; Arthropoda; Insecta; Lepidoptera; Pieridae. The record is from RefSeq and is a predicted model, not a curated record. The coding region runs from base 1 to 510 and encodes 169 amino acids.